ACACACACGCCAAGCAGCCCAUUUGCUGAAGGGGUGUGCAUGUGCGUGCGAGGGAGUGGAAAGGGGUGGCGGGGAUGGAGGAAGGGAAGCCAGGGGAAAGUCUGACACUCGGCGCAGAAGGAGCGAGACCCUCCGUCGCCGCCGGCGCCGCCGGGGAGGAGCUCGACUCUCUCGCAACGCCUCCCAAAACCCAGCCACCGGACCCGGCCCCGCACCGGGCUCACCCCGCACCUAGUCGCCGCUCCGGCUCCCCGGCAGAUUAAAUUUGGAUUGUUUGAAAUAGCGGGGAGGUAUUUCACCAUACUGCAAAAGAUACAGAAGAAGAGAGCAGAAUGAGAAUUUCUAAAGUACCAAAUGCCUGCUGUCUGUUAUCUUUAGCGAUGCUGCUCCUUCCAGUCACUGGAACAUCAAAGCAAACAAUACCAAGACUCAAGCUUUCCUAUAAAGACUUGCUGCUUUCAAACAGCUGCAUCCCAUUCCUAGGAUCUACGGACGGGCUUGAUUUUCGAACCCUGCUUCUAGAUGAGGAGAGGGGCCGGCUGCUAAUCGGGGCAAAAGACCAUAUCUUCCUGCUCAACUUGGUUGAUGUAAACAAAAAUGUAAAAAAGAUUUACUGGCCUGCAGCAAAAGAAAAGGUGGAGUUAUGCAAAUUAGCUGGGAAAGAUGCCCAUACAGAAUGUGCCAAUUUUAUCAGGGUUCUUCAGCCCUACAACCGAACCCAUGUUUACGUCUGUGGCACAGGAGCAUUUCACCCUCUCUGUGGAUACAUUGAACUUGGCACUCACAAAGAGGAAACAACAUUCAGACUGGAUACUCAGAACUUGGAGUCAGGCAGGUUGAAAUGCCCUUUUGAUCCUCAGCAGCCAUUUGCAUCUGUGAUGGCAGAUGAGUAUCUUUAUGCUGGAACAGCUUCUGAUUUCCUUGGCAAAGACACAGCUCUAACACGUUCCCUGGGCCCUUCUCACGACCACCAUUACAUCAGAACUGACAUUUCUGAACAUUACUGGCUUACUGGAGCAAAGUUCAUUGGAACUUUUCCCAUUCCGGAUACCUAUAACCCAGACGAUGACAAAAUCUACUUCUUUUUCCGAGAAAUAUCGCAAGAUAGUGGCACAUCUGACAAGACAAUUCUUUCUCGAGUUGGAAGAGUUUGUAAGAAUGAUAUGGGAGGUCAACGGAGCCUAAUAAACAAGUGGACUACUUUUCUGAAAGCCAGGCUUGUGUGCUCAAUACCCGGUCCUGAAGGAGCAGACACACAUUUUGAUGAGCUGCAAGAUAUAUUCCUGCUUUCUACAAGAGAUGAGAGAAACCCUCUUGUAUAUGGAGUCUUCACUACAACAAGCUCCGUCUUCAAGGGCUCUGCAGUUUGUGUGUACAGCAUGGCAGAUAUCAGAGCUGUUUUCAAUGGCCCCUAUGCUCACAAAGAGAGUGUGGAUCAUCGAUGGGUGCAAUACGAAGGUCGUAUCCCAUAUCCCAGACCUGGUACAUGUCCUAGCAAAACCUACGAUCCACUAAUAAAAUCUACAAGAGACUUUCCUGAUGAAGUCAUUAGCUUUAUAAAACGCCAUCCUCUGAUGUACAAAUCCGUUUACCCGGUGACAGGAGGACCAGUAUUCACUCGGAUCAACGUGGACUAUCGGCUGACGCAGAUUGUUGUGGAUCAUGUCAUGGCAGAGGAUGGGCAAUAUGAUGUUAUUUUCCUAGGAACAGAUGUAGGCACAGUCUUGAAAGUUGUGAGUAUCACAAAGGAGAAGUGGGCUAAGGAGGAAGUGGUCCUGGAAGAGCUGCAGAUAUUCAAGCACCCUUCGUUUAUCUCAACUAUGGAGAUUUCUCAGAAGCAGCAGCAAUUGUACAUUGGUUCCAGGGAUGGAUUGGUUCAGCUCUCUCUGCACAGAUGUCACACGUAUGGGAAGGCUUGUGCAGACUGCUGCCUUGCCAGAGACCCAUACUGUGCCUGGGAUGGAAACUCCUGUUCCAGAUAUGCUCCCACUUCUAAAAGGCGAGCCAGAAGGCAAGAUGUCAAAUAUGGAGACCCUGUAGCACAAUGCUGGGAUGUGGAAGACAGCAUUAGUCAUGAAACUGCUGAUGAAAAGGUGAUUUUUGGCAUUGAAUUUAACUCAACUUUUCUGGAAUGUAUUCCUAAGUCCCAGCAAGCCUCUAUUAGGUGGUACAUUCAACGCUCUGGAGAAGAACAUCGAGAAGAGCUGAAGGCAGACGAAAGGAUCAUCAAAACCGAGCACGGGCUGCUGAUCCGCAGCUUGCAAAGACGGGAUGCGGGAGCCUAUUUCUGCAAAGCCCAGGAACACACCUUUGUCCAUACCAUAGUAAAGCUGAAUUUAAACGUCAUUGAGAAUGGGCAAAUGGAAAGCACUCAGAAAACUGAGGAUGAGGAGGGGCGCGUGAGGGAUUUGCUGACAGAGUCCCGGCUGCGGUACAAGGACUACAUCCAGCUCGUCAGCAGCCCCAGCUUUAGCCUGGAUGAGUACUGUGAACAGAUGUGGCACCGAGAGAAACGGCGGCAGCGAAACAAAGGUGGUGCCAAAUGGAAGCAUGUGCAGGAGAUGAAAAAAAAGCGAAACCGAAGGCACCAUGAGCUGGCCAGGCCACCAUCUACGUAGUUUGCAAACACUAUUUAAAGAAAGGACAUUUUCCACAAAAAAAAAAAAAAAAGAAAAAAGAAAAAGAAAAAAGAAAAAAUACUGUGUUUUGUUUUUGUGCAUCUUGCCUAUGAAUUAGUACUGCUUCUUAUUGAAAUCAGAUAGCUCACCAUCAUUGUACAAGACUGUACAAUGGGAUUUGAUACCAAAUGACAUGAUCCUUAUUGGAGUACCACACGCCAGACAAUAAUUUUGAAUGCAUUCAUUAAAAAGAUGUACACUUUUAGCUAAUUUCUGGGUAGCCUGAGGCUACGCGAGCUGUGUUCUGUACUUCCUGCAUAAUUUUCACAUAGGAUUUAGUGUCCGUGUUCCCAUGUUAAUAUUUGCUCCGAUGUUCCACCCCAGAGGUGGCUCCAUUUCAGGGGGAGGACAGAUGUAUUCAUAGUUCUUUGGCAUCUUUCUGAAUAAGAAGCACAGUAGAAAUGUGUGACAGAUCUGCAAAAAUACCCACUAAUUUACCCAUUGGGCUUGUAUACAGGCAAAUGGGUGGGGUUUACUAGCACAGAGAGGCUCAGCAAAAAAUCAAAUUAAGUAUUGGCUUAGGGACAACAUUGAUUUUCCCCAUUAAAAAAAAAAUAAAAGAGAGAGAGAGAGAAAGCAUAAUCAUAGUUUAAGAGAGGGAAAUUAUCAAGCCUUAUUCAUUAGAGUUUGAUAGCCACCAGUUUGCAGUCCAUCUGCUGAAAUGAAAUGUUCACUCUAAUUGAAACUGCCACUGAGAUGCUUGGGAGUAAAUUUCCUAAGUGUUGUGUGGGAGGUAUGUGCACAAAUCCUAUUAACAAAUAAUGGGAUUCCUGCCUACACCUCUCCUGUCCAUCUGAGUGUUAUACUCUGGCUGUUUCCCUGGCCCUUUGCUAGCCUUAUUUUAUGCAGAGGAAAAGAAAAAUAAAGGACAACAAGAAAGCUAAAACAAAAGACGAUGAGGGAAGAUAUUAAUGGCUGAGACCAGUGCUCUUGACACAGAGCUGACAUUCCUCAGAUGUGUGUAUUCUUUGGGAUUUUCUCCCAAAGGUCCUAUGUAUUUUUAAGUUGAAAAUUUGCAUUGUUGGAAUUAAUACUUUUAUUAUAAAUAAAUGAAACAAAAGAUGUCCAUGUGUAAAUAAAACUUGUAAGUUAGAAAUUUGCUAUAUACCAUGAUUCCAUUUGUAAAUUUUUCCUUGUUCCUCAGUUCAUAUUUUGGUUGUAGGAGUGUAAAUCUUUUCAUAUAAGCAGGAAACCCUGGCCUCAUUCUUGUCUAUUUGACAUCAAUAUGAUUUCAUUGGACUUAUUCCUGAUAUGCAGCAACAAACACAAGCUCAAAAUCAGGCCUACUGUUUCUUCUCAUGAGUCACAGCCCUUCUUUCUUCUCUUCCAGCUAAUGUCCUCCGUUUGCCUUUCACGCCUUUUUGAGUGUGAAAUGACAAAUUAGCCACUUCCUCACAUGGAAGAGAGCUUUGAUGGAUAACAAAAUGACAGACUUUACUCAUUUCUCAUGCAUUCUGCAGAUUGGGAGAGCAAAGUCUGUGGGAAAUCUGUGUAAUUGGUGUGUCCCUCAUUAAGGAACUGAGAGCAUUGCUUCAGAAAGUUGUAGAUUUGCCUUUACCCACGCUGGUGUUUGUGUGCGCAUUCAGUCCCGGGUUGAUAACUGUGUAGCUACCAUUUUCAUCACUAUUCAUUUCCUUUCUGUUGUAAGUCAGAUACAGCAAUGUGUAUGUCAGACUUCAGAAAGGGAUCUCAACUCACCCAUGCUUCCUCUAAAAACCGAAAGCUGAGCUUGCAUGUAUUUUAUAAAAGCCAGAAAUACCAUAUGUCAUUAAUUUUAGAUGCUUUUAUUUUUAUUUUUAAAUAGAUGUAUGAGUUAAUUAGGAGAUAUUAGAUGGCAUGCAUACAAUGCUUUGAUAGUGUAAAGCACUGAGUGCUAGAUAUUAUAAUGUCUGUGGGGAGGAGGGAAUUUCUCAUCAUAGAGCCUUUAAUCAGCAGAGAGACUGAUGCUGAAGACACUAACCAGAAGUACAGGACUUUGAGCACCUGCUGAGAACUUUUUUUUUGCCAUUUUUGCAGCAAAAUAACUUAGGCCAGGCAUUUCACAGGAGACUCAUCAUUUUGAGUACCUUGAGUUUAAAGCCAAUUAAGACUACUUAAAGGAGAUUAUGGGGGGUAUUAAACUACUAAAUGUAAAACACCCUAUGACUGGUGUACUCAGUAUUUUUGGAUGGAAGGUUGUAUUGUCAUCAUACAGAACCUGCUCAGUUAUUCCUUAUUAGAUUUUUAUCAGUCCAUAAAGUCCCAUUUCUCUUAUUUUUUAUUAAGUAAAUGAGUGGAAUCACAGCAAGGCUGUGGUCUACAUUUACAUGCACUGACAAAGGGCCUACUCUUCUCACCAGUUGUGACACAGUAUUUUAAUUUUAGAAAACUGUCAUUUCAUGUUUGCCUAGAAGCAAGUCAGUUAUUAUUAUUUUUUUUUCUUCCCUCCUUCGUGAAAACUAAAUUACUUGAUUUAUGUUUAGAUAUAACUGAUGGUAUGUAUUCUACAAAUGAACCCUUCCCCCACUGACUUUAGUAGAAGUCUUGAAUGACUAAGGGUCUGAGUGCUGGGAGCAUUAGAUUUAAAUGGUUGAAUUAAAAUGUUAUUACUCUAAAAAACAACUUUCAUUUCUUUUAUUUCCAAUGUUGUUGCAAUGAGAUUCUUCUUAAAGAAAUUACCUCAUCAGUCUGGGUAGCAUAAAACCCCAAGUGAGAUAUAAGGCCACUUCCAUCAUGGGGAAAUAAAUUCAAUAUCCUCCAAACUAGUGGUCUGUACUGGGUUCAUACCACCCCAGGGGGCAUAUUUAAUAAUAUUGCACUGAUAAAUGUCUCUGUUUUGAUACAUUGGAUGAGGUAUGUAUACUAAAGCUGUCAGGGCUAGCACAGCUUCUCAUGCACAGAUCUGACAUGUCCGAGGAGGCCAGAGGAUGUUGGGGACCAGGGACUGAAUGGGACAUAUCAAGGAUCACUUCAGAAAACAGGGUUUUGCUAGGCAGGACUCCAUAAUGCAAACCCAGGACUAGGAGCAGGAGGAACCAUGAGUCUUUCAGCCGCCUGCAGUCCCAGAGAGGAGUUUAUAGGAUGAGCGAGACUAGAAACUAGACCAGUAGAGGACUGGGAAGUAUCAUUUUAUUUUCAGGGAAAAAAAAAAAAA
Molecule: messenger RNA, 5811 nt
Organism: Oxyura jamaicensis (ruddy duck)
Lineage: Eukaryota; Metazoa; Chordata; Aves; Anseriformes; Anatidae
Gene: SEMA3D
Product: semaphorin 3D
Exons: 18
Coding region: 333-2618 (761 amino acids)
Biological process (GO): positive regulation of cell migration; negative regulation of axon extension involved in axon guidance; axon guidance
Molecular function (GO): chemorepellent activity; semaphorin receptor binding
Source: RefSeq, a predicted model, not a curated record